AUCGAGGUCGUUCUGGUUCGAAGGCGACCAAAUUGAAAGCAGAAGAAGAGCGAGAGAUUAAUAAUGGCGAGAUCUAGCGGCAAGGACGCUCAAGCGCUUUUUCAGUCCCUUUGCACUGCUUACGCUGCAACUCCUACCAAUCUCAAGAUAAUUGAUCUCUAUGUGGGUUUUGCAGUCCUAACUGCUCUGAUUCAGGUAGUUUACAUGGCUCUUGUUGGAUCAUUUCCUUUCAACUCGUUUCUUUCAGGAGUGCUUUCUUGUGUGGGCACAGCAGUCCUUGCUGUGUGCCUUCGCAUUCAAGUGAACAAAGAAAACAAGGAAUUCAAGGAUUUAGCACCAGAGAGGGCUUUUGCAGAUUUUGUUCUGUGCAACUUGGUGCUCCAUUUGGUGAUUAUGAAUUUCCUCGGAUAAAUUUGUGUCCCUACAUUUGAUACUUGAUAGACUACUUCUUGGUAAACAGUGUUUAAUCGCGGUUAUUUCUAUGCAACUGUCAAGGAUUUCAGUGAUUUAUCUGCCAUUGGAAGAACUUAGCCUGGCAGUAUGUGUUAGAUUGAGAAAUUGCUUAGACAAGUUUUUCGGUAAAAAACCAGGAUACCUUGUGGUUUUCAACUAGAAUUAAAGUUAGAUCCUUGCAGGAUAUCUAGACGCGUGACAAUUAGCAUAAUUAUUAUGUGUUUUACGCUAAUAUUUUUCUUUUACACAAACCUAAUGUCAUUUUUGGCUU
Molecule: messenger RNA, 724 nt
Organism: Rubroshorea leprosula
Lineage: Eukaryota; Viridiplantae; Streptophyta; Magnoliopsida; Malvales; Dipterocarpaceae
Source: the annotation of a GenBank genome assembly